Messenger RNA from Ectocarpus sp. CCAP 1310/34, 1737 nucleotides. NCBI's taxonomy places the organism in Eukaryota, Phaeophyceae, Ectocarpales, Ectocarpaceae. The record is from the annotation of a GenBank genome assembly.
AUGUUUCCUGGAGAGUCAGAGGAGUGGACAGAUGGUUUCGGUGGGCAUCUGGACGGCACGCCGGCCGAGGGCAAGGGCAAGGGCAAGAGGAAAAGAGAGCCGUUGGAAUUGGAGCCACCAAACUUCCCCAUUAAGUUUGGUGGUGGCCAGAAGCGCAAGCGGUACGAUUUGGAAUUCAAAGUAAACGCCAUUAAGUACGCGACCAUGCAAAGCCCGGGGGCGCAGGGGCCUAAUGGAACCAUCGGCGUGUCAACGAAGUACGAGAAGCAGCUGGAACAGGCAGACCAGCUCGGGGCCAAAGGCAAGAAAAAAGGCCGGAGCGUGAAGUCGUUUAACACGGGGAGGGUAAGGUCAAACGCUGAGGCCGAGCUCGAACUUCUCGACUGGAUCAACGAUGUUCGUUCGGAAGCCAUCUCUGCCCGCGUCUCUACAAGCAUGAUCAAGAACAAGGCGGUAUCGCUCAACUUGCUUUGGUUCGGCCCGAGGCCUGCAACGAACGACCUGGAGGGCAGUAGAAAGUACCGCAACAAGCAGACUCACUGGUGCAGGAGGUUCCUCAGGAAGAACCGGUUGUCAUUCCGAGCGGUUACCAGGCAAGGCCAGAAACUCCCUUCCGGGUGGCCGACGAUUGCCAUAAAAGCCGUCAAGGAAUGGAGGGCGCUUCGUCACGGAGGAAUCGACGGUGCAACGAGCAGUGCGCCUUCGAAGCCACCUCUGUUGUUCAAGGAGGAGCAGAGCUACAGCAUGGAUGAAACUGCUGUGUGGAUGGAGCCCGCUGGCACGUCGACCAUGGCGGGCGUCUUCAGGAAUGUUUGGCUCCCCCAAGUGUGGAACCGGCGCCCGGGUCGCGAUGGGGUCCUGGGCAACCACCGCCAGCCGGACACGCUGCUAUCGUGGGACGAUUACACCGUGCACAAGACAGCCCUGUGCAAGGAAGCGAUGGACAAGUCCAACACGACGCUGUUUUUUGUCCCCGGAGGCCUAACGCCCAAGAUCCAGUCUUGCGAUGGACUUGUCAACAAGCUGUUCAAGUCCAACAUGUCCAGGCUGUACGACAACCGCAUGGCCUCCACCGACGCCGUGCGCAACGACCGCGGCUACCCGGAUCCCCCAUCGAGGGGACUGCUCGCGCAGUGGCCGGACACGCUGCUAUCGUGGGACGAUUACACCGUGCACAAGACAGCCCUGUGCAAGGAAGCGAUGGACAAGUCCAACACGACGCUGUUUUUUGUCCCCGGAGGCCUAACGCCCAAGAUCCAGUCUUGCGAUGGACUUGUCAACAAGCUGUUCAAGUCCAACAUGUCCAGGCUGUACGACAACCGCAUGGCCUCCACCGACGCCGUGCGCAACGACCGCGGCUACCCGGAUCCCCCAUCGAGGGGACUGCUCGCGCAGUGGGUGAAGAAAGCGUGGGAUGAAGUGGACUCUGAGAGCAUUCGUUCGAGCUGGAGGAAGGCUGGCAUGACCCUUGCCUUCGAUGGAUCUGAGGACGAGGCGUGGGCCAACAAGGAGCUCAACUCCGACGCCCAAGGGAAACCACUUCGUGCAGACGGCGACGCGGCCGCUGCCGGCGUGGAGGAGGCUGGCCCAUCGGAGGAGGGGGAGACGAUGGCCGACUUGUUGGGGGUGUUGGAAAUCGACGACGAUGACAGCUCGGGAGAUGGCGAAGGCAACGAUGACUCGGAAGUUGAGUUCAUGGCAGACUUGCCGGGGGCGGACGUUGUUUGCAUGGAUUGA